This is a messenger RNA of Aspergillus thermomutatus, 3207 nucleotides long. RefSeq lists its product as uncharacterized. The transcript is spliced from 5 exons. The record is from RefSeq and is a predicted model, not a curated record. Gene Ontology annotation, biological process: iron-sulfur cluster assembly. Lineage: Eukaryota; Fungi; Ascomycota; Eurotiomycetes; Eurotiales; Aspergillaceae. The coding region runs from base 1 to 3207 and encodes 1068 amino acids. Gene Ontology annotation, cellular component: L-cysteine desulfurase complex; mitochondrion.
AUGUCUGUGGCAACCUUGCAGCGGGACACUGCGUUCCAGGUCCGGUCAUUGUUUCGGUCUUUGCUCCGUCAAUCUUCUCAAUUCUCGAGCUACAACUUCCGUGAGUAUGCCCGUCGGAGAACGAGGGACGCCUUCCGUGAGCACCAGCAUGAAACCGAGGAAAGGAGGAUACAGGAGUUGAUUCAGGAUGGUCUGCAAAAUUUGCGCAUGUUGAAGCGGCAAACUGUGAUUAGUCAGUUCUAUCAGUUGGACAAAUUAGUAGUGGAAGGACAGAAGACUGGCGAGCAGACUGGACAGGAGGGCGGUAUCGUCCGCCAGAAGGAUACUGGAUCAUCGCGCUCAGGUCGUCAAUUCGGCGACAACGCUAAUCGAACCCGAACCGGCCAAAUCGAUCACGAUGUUUUUGAAGGACUCCCGGUGCGGAGAUGGACGCGCCAGCGCCAAACAAUCUCCCAAGUUCCCAAGACCGAAAUAUCGGAGUCGCUUUUUCAAGGCCCCGGAGGCAAACAGGCCCUUCCCGAGCACCCCAUGCCUAGGGACAGUCAUCUCCUGACGCCUAUGAGCAGAGCGCUUCUUCGCGCCGCUAGAGCCGGUUGUAUCUACAUUCGCAAAGCGCAAAAGGAGCCAGAAGAUGAAGAGAAAGAAGCUACCGACGUCGAGGAGCAACCGAUGAUACAGAGCACGGACCGUAGUUUUACUGCGCGCAAGUGGGCAGCCCUGCCAAGACAUCUGGAGCCGCCGGAGGUGGAAUUUCUGGCCAAGAGACGACCGGGUUUACCAUCACUGUACGGCGCUUCAACUACGGGUGUGGACGGUGCCGCGAACAAUGUUCCGAUGAGGAGGACUCGUUUCAAGAAGGUCGACCCGGUUACUGGUAAUAUUUCCAUCUACGAGGCGUGGGUGCCGGAAGGACAUAAGAUUGAAGGCGAAAUCACCGAUGAAGCUCAAGUGAGAGCCGAAAACAAGGAAGUCGCUGUUAUCCCUGAGGCACCUGCACCUGGGACGAUUGUCGAAGGCGUUGGUGUGGUCAAUGCUGAGGGUGUGGUUGUUGCAGAAGCAGGCUCCGUCUCUGUCAUGACGCCCCCGAAAAGACGCCCACCUCCUCCCAAGCGCAAGGCCAAGGGUUUUGGAAAGGGACGCAGGAAGAAGGUCAUGUUCGCACCAGGAGAUGGGGCUGAUGCUGCGCUUGUCCAUGGUGCUGGCACCAGUACGGCAGCCGGCGCGACAGAUACCGGGUUUGCUAAAGCGGACCCGGACGCGUCCCGCUUGUCAGUGGAUCAAAGCGGCCAGGAUGAAGAAGAGGAGGAGGGGGACGAGGGCGAAGAGAGUGACGAGGGCGACGAGUCGAUGUUGGACGCCAAGACGCCAGAAACCCCACUUGCACAGCCUGAGUCCGUAUCAGCGGGUGAUGCGGCGUCUAUAUCUGUCGCCGAACCUGUUCAAGAAUCUUCAACAGCUAUUAAGGAGGAAAGUGCUGAAUCCCAAUCAGUCGCUCCAGAAGGCCCAUCAACCUUGGCCAAGGAACCCUCUACACAUACGCAUGUGCAGCCAUCGGCGCCGCCCGCCACACUCCCUAGUACUCAAGUCCCAGCGUUACCGUCCGCCGAUGUGUCUGCUCCUGCCCCUCUCAUCCAGCCUGAAGCUACGCCUGUGUCCAAAGAGCCGACACAGGAAGUCGUGACCGAGGAUGUUGUUAUGCCCGAUGCGCAACCUGCAGUCUCUCCCCCAGAUGAUAGUCUGGCAACUGUACCUCAGCGACAUCCAGGACGUCUGUCUCCAGAGGUACAAGAUGUUGCUGAGGCCGCUCACGGAAGUACUGUGUCCGAAUCGCCUCAAGCAGUGCCUCAAAAUACGGAGUCGGGGCCGUCUCCACCUGUUGAGAGUGCGCAUCGAACAGAAGUUCAAGCAGAGAUCACAGAGAAGUCGGCGGAACCAAGUCAGGGUACUCCAAACGAAGCAAUGACACAGGAGGUGGCCGAGACGGGCGAUGUAAUAAUGGAGGACCCGGAAGCCGUCCCAUCAGCUCCUACGACCGAGCCGAUGUCGCUGGAAGAAACUGUUCCUGAGCAAGUUCCCAAUUCCACAGUUGAACCUCAACCGGCCGAUACUGAGGCAGAGAGUAACGAGGUUGAUCUUCUUGGUAGUUUGGAAGCUAGUCUAGGUGGUACGGUCAGCGAUGCGCAGACUGACGGACCAGCCGCAUUGCAAACUGAUCCGCAAGCGGGAGCUAUGGCUGCUGAGAGCACUGCGACAAAUCCCGCAAUGGAAGGUGGAGAAACGGUGACAGAUGAGCCUUCCCAACAGCCGUCGGAACACGUUGAAGAGCAACUUGGAAAACAGGUCCCAGAGCAAAUUAUCGAACCUGAUGCCGAGCAGAGGGCAAUCGAACAGCCCACUAGACCAUCCCUAGAACCCAGCACGAUGUCUAUGCCAGAGCAGCCUGAGCAGGAGACGACAGAGCCUACCGCAGAAACUGCGGCGAAUGAUGCCAUAGAAGAGCAUAAUCAAGAAGCUCCAGUGGCACAGCCUCCCGAACAAGUUCCCGAAGCACCGUCAGCCGUGAAUCCAGAUCCCGUUGCUCAACCCGCAGAGAUCCAGGCUACGGAAUCCGCCGCACCACAAGUGAUGGAGCCUCCAGCAGAUUCUAGCAUGGUGCCUUCUACAGAACCUUCUGCUGAAGCCUCUUCAGACCAACCAGCUGCGCCGCCGACAGACCAACAACUUCCCGUUCCAUCGCCUGAGCCACAUGCAGAACAACCGGCGCAAAGUUCGUCGGAGCAAUCGGCUCAUCCAACUGAGCCGCUUGCCCCUUCACCCACAGAGCAGGCACCUCCGCAACCCGCAGACCCCUCGCCGGAACCCACGGCACCACCAACAGAGCCUCUCACACCUCCAAGUCCAGCAUUUGAGCGAAUCGAGGAAACAGUCCAAGAGCAAUCCCAGAAUCAGGCACCCAUAACAGACGCUCAAGAAUCACAACCCGCUCCGCCCGAUGAAUCUCAAUCCCCCAAAGUUCCUUCUUCGCCUGCUGCACCAAGUGCACCAGAGGUUACAGAGCCACAAACUACGCAACCGAGCGACGCUGCUCCGUCCGACAACAACGCUGCUCCCCAGCCUAUCGCCGAGCAGGAAAAGGUAGAACCUGAAAGCAAGGAGGGUGGAGAUGGGGCACCUGCACCGUCGACCUCUGACGUUAGCGCAGCGUAG